CCCCAAAAAAGCGUGGCGAAAAGGUUCGCUUAAAAAAAAAAGAAACUACUAAGUCCCAAACGCGCUACUAACUCAUCACUCAUCAGACUUAGCUUCUACUGUUCUCCCCUGUAAGGCUGUAACACCAUUACGCCAACGCUCUAAAAAUCCUAACACUCAGACAGAGCUCAUCAGCGUCGCUUGCACUCUCUCAUCUGCCGGCGCUCCCUCCGUCGUCUCCCCUAACCCGUCUUUGUUGGUGUUCGCAUUCCCUUGGCGCUCAUUACUCACUGCGUCGGUCAGCCAACGGAGGUCGCCUUUCCUUCCUCCGCGCCACCAGUCUCUGCACUCCUUCCUCUAUCAUCUCUUUUCAUCUGCUCUACUGCCUUCUCAGCCAACGGGAACGGUGGAAGUUUCGGUUCGGUGAACAAGGACCUUCUCCAGAACAUUCUGGCGAGGCUCCCGGCUCGUUGGUUUGCUUCUGCUGCUUGCAUCAGCAAAUCAUGGAGCUGUGUCUGCAAUCGAAUCCUUACUCGUCCAAAGCUCUCUUCUGCCCUUUCUCUCAAUCCUUCACUUUCCGUUACACUGAAACACUUGACCAGAAAUCUAAUAUUGUGGUCCCUGAAGAUGAUCAUGGCCUCUAUACAAUUGAUAUUCUAGAUCCAUCUUUGUUUAUGAAAUGUAUACAUUUGACUGAGUUGUAUCAUUUCCAUGAUAUGAUUGACAUGCUUGUUGGGUGUGGCUACAAGAAAGGAACCACAUUUCUUGGUUAUGGUUAUGACUUCAGGCAAAAUAAUAGUGUUGGCAGAAUUGACAAGCUGAUGGAUGGCCUUAAAGCCAAGUUGGAAACUGCUUACAAAGCCUCUGGUGGAAGGAAAGUUAACUUGAUUUCCCAUUCUAUGGGAGGAAUCAUGAUCCUGUGUUUCUUGUCUCUUCACCGUGAUGAUUUUGUCAAAUAUGUGAAUAAGUGGACUUGCUUGACGUGUCCUUUUCAAGGUGAUCUCCCAGUUGUCAUAUCAUGUGCUAGUCUUGCCCUGGCUGAUGCUGGAAUAAUGAGGUAUGACCUCGUUGCAUCAGUUUCUUUGGAAUGAAUCUUUCUCACAUUUGCAGUCUUCUGAAUGUGUGUAAACUUGUUUUAUUGGUGCUUAAGCUAUGUCUAAUAUAAACUUUGUCUUGAAAUUUUGAUUUACUAUCAAACUUGAUCUUCUGCAAUCUUCUACUUAGUUUUGAUUAUCCCAAAAAAUUACAUGUUUCUUUAUUUUUUUUAACGAUUGCAAUCCUAUCUCUAUAAGAAUAUGAAAAUAAUAUCAGUGCAUAAAGUUCAGUGCUAAAAUAAUUGUGAGUCAAAACCAAGAACCAAAUGUUCAUUAUUCUGAAUUUGAAUUGGGGAAAAACAUUUGCAAUUGAUAUGAAUGACAAGGGUUGUCAACCCGGGGAGACAUUUUUGGCACUGUGAGAAUGAAUCAAUGAAGAAAAUAAUCAUUCUAUUGUAUAAAUUAAUUGUAAAAUUUAAUUUAGGAUUCUUUUUAAGCUUGCUAGAAUUUAAUUUGGGAAGCUGAUCAACUUGCAGACCUUGAUACUGUCAUCAAAUCAGUUGACCGGAAACUUACCAUCGGCACCGUGAACUUUCUCCACCAUACUCAACAGAAAAUAGAAGACACUGCUCCUAUUUCUGAAGGUGUUGAGGUAGAUAAAGCAUCUGAAGUGACAUGAUUAGAGGAGACUCAACCGCCGGAGAACUUGAUGGUUAAGAAAGGGCAGUACAUAGGUCCUACUAUAAGAAGACAUGGUUAUAUUUUUUGUUUUUUCUUUUUUUGCACGGUUGUGUUUGGUUAGAAUAGAGCUUGUAAUCAUUUGCACUGUUAUUUGAACUCGAGAUUUAUUUUGUAUUUGAAUAUUAGUUUUUUAAGGUAUAAAAUAAUUAUAGCAAAAAUUAUAUUUC
Messenger RNA from Arachis ipaensis, 1921 nucleotides. Lineage: Eukaryota; Viridiplantae; Streptophyta; Magnoliopsida; Fabales; Fabaceae. The record is from RefSeq and is a predicted model, not a curated record.